Messenger RNA from Papilio xuthus (Asian swallowtail), 1658 nucleotides. Its product is annotated as protein 4.1 homolog. The record is from RefSeq and is a predicted model, not a curated record. The transcript has 8 exons. Lineage: Eukaryota; Metazoa; Arthropoda; Insecta; Lepidoptera; Papilionidae. Gene Ontology annotation, biological process: actomyosin structure organization. Gene Ontology annotation, molecular function: cytoskeletal protein binding. The coding region runs from base 277 to 1326 and encodes 349 amino acids. Gene Ontology annotation, cellular component: plasma membrane; cytoskeleton.
UUAGUAACCAAACUAGUUUGCAUUUGGCUCCUUUAGGAAUGGUUGUGUUCUUAUAAGAAUAAAUAACAAAUUUCAUUUGAAAGUUUGUUGACAUUUAAAAGUAAAUACAUAAUUAACUUUUUAACGUUUAGCAUUCACGGUGGACUUAUGAUAGAAAAGUCAUUGUAUUAAAAAAACAACUAUUUAAUUUUCUUUUGUUUUUACAAAGGCGGGAAUUGCAGUGUUUAUGUCUUGCGAGGAUUUGCCGAAAUCGGUUGGGAUUCUUGAGGUAAUAUAAUGCGUGAGAGCCUGCGCCGGCUGGCGGGGUCUGGCAGCACCUCAGAGGAGGGUAUGGCGCGGGCGGGCACUGGCACCAAACGGGUGCGCGUGCAGCUGUUGGACGGGGAGUACAUUAGUGUUGAUGUUGAGCGUAAGGCGCGAGGUUUUGACCUGCUGGAACGCAUCUGUGAUGACCUGGACAUAGUGGAGAGGGAUUACUUCGGUUUGAUGCGCGCGAAUCAUUCUGACCGCGUCUGGCUCGACAUGGAGAGGACACUCGCCAAGACAUUCAGGAAUGAGCCAUGGGAGGUGCGUUUUGUGGUGAAGUUCUACCCGCCGGAGCCGUCAGAGCUGAAUGACGACAACACCAGGUACCAGGUCGGCCUGGCCGUGCGUCACGACAUCAUGGAAGGUCGUUUAAGAUGUUCAUGUAUAACGCACGCGCUGCUGGCGUCGUACAUGCUGCAGGCGGAGCUGGGGGACCACGAGGUGCGUGUCCCGGGGGUGCAGCUGGUCGCACGCCGCGCCCUGCCCCCACACCUCCUCACAUCUGAUCUGGAGGACAAGGUCGACGAAUUGUACAGGAAACAUAAAGGUCAAAGUCCAGCGGAGGCGGAGCUGAAUUACCUGGAGAAUGCGAAGAAGCUGGCGCUGUACGGUGCUGAGCUGCAUCAAGCCAAGGACUCUGACGACGUGGACAUCGCGCUGGCAGUCUGCUGGCGCGGCAUCGCCGUACUCAGAGACAUGGUGGUGAUGAACCGGUUCCCGUGGACGAAGAUCAUCAAAAUCAGCUACAAGAAGCGCUUGUUCACGCUGCGGCUGCGCGCCGGCGAGUGCGACGACUGGCACACCUGCCUCAGCUUCCGCCUGCCCACCAUACGCGCCUGCAAAACCCUCUGGCGCUGCAGCGUCGAGCACCACAUAUUCUUCAGACGCGAGGGUCCAGUGCUGGUGGAGCGCGUGUCAGGGUUCCCGCGCCUCGGCUCCCGGCGCGUCUCAUGUCGCCGCACUCUGCGCCAGCUCACUGCCCACCUCCACGACAACCACCUCUCCUACUCUCACAUCUGACGCUGGACGCUCACUUCUUCUUUACUGUUCCCACUGCACAAACAUUUUAUCAUACCAUUUUAUACUAUUACGAUGAAUUCCAUAUACAUUUAUGUCCCGUUUACAUUAUUCCAUUCCAGCGAAUCACCGCUGGAUUACAACUGGAAAAGUGUAAAACUAGAAAAAUAUAUAAAAUAGUAUUUCCUGUCUACCUCUUGUACCAUACGGAGUCGUUAAUAGCUAAGGGAGUAGUUUAGUGUGGAUUUAAUAGAUUUACAAUAAGGAAGUUUAAAUAAUCAACGACUGAUAAGUAACUUUUAAGUUAAAAGAAAAUGCAGGCAUAUAUCAGGUUU